UAACCCUUUCGAUCCUAUUGGGUGAUUUUUGUCCCAAGAAUUUCUUAAAUUACACUGAACAGGGAUUUAACUGCAGUAAAGCCCAUUGAGUGGGAUAUUUCAGUGUUUUAGGGUUUCCUUGAUGCCAGACGUAUGAAGAGAAAUAUAAUGAACGCACCCAGCGCCCACGUGUCGGUUGUCAACGUCAACAAGGUAAAGCUUCUUGUAAAGAUGAGUAAAAGAAGGCUAACGGAAGAGGAAAUACAAUUUGCACUGGAAGAGGAUGACGACGAUUAUGAACCAUCAGAUACUGACAGUGAUGGAACAAACGAUUCUUCUUCAGAUGAAUCACAGGAUGAUACAGUCACAGAAGAGGAAGACCUAGAAGCACCCACUAGCCCAGAAAAUAAUUCGUACAGACGUAUGGAAUAUGUGUGGACUAAAGACACUACAAAUUUUGUGCCUAAGCAUGACAUACCAGAUAAGCAUGACUGCAUUGUAACUAUGUCUGUAACAAGAGCUUCAUCAGAGUUGGACAUCUUCCUAAGAUUAUUUCCAAAGAGUCUUUUUCUACAAAUAGCACAUUACACUAACGAGAGACUUGAUAUUUUGGCUGAAAAGAAGAAGAAAAAUAUUCAACACACAUGUCUCUCAGAGUUGAUGGUAAUCUUCGGAUGCUCACUAGUGAUGUCUUACAAUCGAGUACCUGCCAUGAGAAUGUAUUGGUCAAGAAAGUCCUCACUAAGAAAUGAGAAAAUAAGCGAGUCAAUUUCAAGGGAUAGAUUUCAACUAGUUUUUUCGAAACUGUACUUCAAUAAUCCAUGUAAACCAGCAGAAUCUUCCAAGAUAUUCUAUGUAGAAGAUGUGGUGAGGUGCUUGAAAAAAACUUUUCUUGCUGCAAGAACAGACAGCACAUUUCAGUCCAUAGAUGAAAGCAUGACAAAGUUCAAAGGACGUUCCAGCAUGAAACAGUAUUUGCCUAUGAAACCAGUGAAACGAGGAAUCAAAACCUGGGUAAGAUCAGACUCAAAUACUGGCUAUGUGUAUGACUUCAAUAUCUAUCAAGGAAAGGAAACACAAGUUAUGGAAGGAACUCUUGGUGAAAGAGUAGUCAAGAUGCUUUCAGAAACAAUAAGGGCACCAGAAGUAUGCUUAUGUUUCGACAGAUUUUUCACAUCUGUUAGACUCAUGUCUUCACUCCCAUUUGCAGCAGUUGGACUUGUAUGCCAAAUAGGAAGAAUCUUCCAAAGCUUGACGUCAAACUUCAACGGGGAGAGUCAGAGAUGUACGUUUGUAAUGAAGGCAUUCUGGUAGUUUCCUGGCAAGACACCAAGUGUGUCACGAUUCUGAGUAAUUGUCAUAAUACAGAAAUAGGUGUGACGCAAAGAAAAAUUAAAGAUGGAACAAAAAAAGAUCUGCAGUGCCCUGAAGCUUUUAUAUUUUAUAAUGAUCAUAUGGGGGGUGUUGACUUAGGGGAUCAAAUGAUAACUCUGUAUGACCUUGACAGAAAGAGCAAGAAAUGGUGGAUCAAAGUAUUUUUCAGACUUCUAAUGACAGCGGUGUACAAUGCACAUGUUAUUCACAACGAAAUCAACCACAAGAAGCGCCCUUUCAUUGACUUCUUAGUAACAUUAGCAGAAUCUUUGAUUGAAGAGGGAAGGGAAAAUCUGCCACAGAGAAGAGUACGAAGUUUAGGACGGCCUUCCAAAACUUCUAAGGAGCUGAAGAAUGUUGACCAUAUGCCCGUGCAUGAAGAAAGCCGUCGAAGAUGCAUAAGAUGCUCUUCAAGGAAGAAAGAAAAGCGAACAAGGUAUCAGUGUCAAACAUGCAAAGUUCCACUUUGUUUACAAUGUUUUCCUAUCUACCAUACAUAGACAGUUGAGUAAAAGCCUCCCAAUCAUAUAGUUAUAAGGCUGUUUUUCAUUUCACUUUUUUCAAAGGAAAAUAUAAUUAUAUUGCUUAAGAAUUUUCAAUGGUGUAUGUGUUUUUUUUUUCUCAGUUACUUAUCCCAAAAAGCUACAUUUAUUUUGCCAUUAUAUAGUUUGAUGUUUUUUCUCUUGAGGUACAAUAUACUUAUAAUAAAUGUACACUUAUAACUUUGCAUUUAAUUCCAACAUUCCUAUAUACGCAAUAUGUAUUUUCAACUUUAUUGUCCUAACUGGGAUCAAACAAUCCCAAUUUGAAUUUCAAUAUAACACUAUUGGGAUUUUUAUGUCCCAGUGUAAAAAAACAAAGAUAAGCUUAAAAAAAAACUUUGUGGUGAAUAUAUAUCAUUAUCUAUGAUCCAAUGAUGCCACUAAGCUCAGCAGAUGAUUAAAAAUUCAGCUUUGCAAAAGUAGGCUUGAAAGGGCUAAAGGACUCAGGUCCUUUCUUUUUGGUCCUGAGCUACCCUAGUCACCACCCUACGUUUCUACGUAUCAGCAUAGGCCAGCUGCUAUGAGUCGCUAAGGUCGCCCUCCCCUCUCGGUUGAUCCGAUCCAGCUUCUCCAGGACUCUUCUUUCUCUUCUCCAUCAUAUUUCUUCCUUCUCCCCCGUGUUUUGCUAGGAUGUUAUUGAUAUUCAUGCUUUUCGAGACGGUUCGGGCUGGCCUAGGCCACCUCCGAUCGCAUGGUCUUUCUCACCGCGUGGCUCAUCCCACGGCCGAGAAGGUUCCAGGCGACCACUAUGAGCCACCCAGCGUCGGUCCCCCAUGCUUACUUCCCCCCGCCAGGGGGGAGAUACGCUCGUUCACGUUGUCCCUGGCAACCAAUCCGAGCUCCCUCCCUUCCUCCCCCCACCACACGGGGAAUACGGGAGUUAGCUGGAGGACACUCGACGCCGGCUCGGCUCUAUACCGCUCUCCCCAUAGAGUACCUAGGGGACCCCUGCCUGGCCGAGUCUCGGUUGGCCACCAGGCUCGGUUACGCUCGGCUCUCCUCGGCCCUCAGGCCGUGCUCCCCUACCCCGAGUCAUCACCCUUCCCGCUCCGGCGGAUCAGGGCUCCGGCAUUGCCAGGUCCCAGGACCAGUGUCUAUGGACAAGCUCCGGCAGCAUUUCAAUACCUCAUGCAUGUUUUCGUUUAUUCUUAACAUCCAUUAUUUUAGUUUAAGUUGGCGGAGACCCCGCUCUCCAUCCGGGUUUCACCACCUACUUAUUCAAAUUUUAAGUUUUUACGGCGGGGUUGUCCACCCCGCCGCUCAUUAUUGGUCCCCUCCUGCUCCUCACCCGCUAUCCCAGUACUCGUUGCUCCGGCAUAUAGGCUAGGUACUACUCCCGUUUCAGUGAUCUUUUGUUCUCCGGCAACGCCGAAGAUACACUGAUUCAAGUUUUACCGACCCUAUCGGACACUCACCAUAUUACACGGCAGAAGAGCAGGUAGAGACUAAUCCUUAUUAUUAUCUGUUAACUCCGGUGCAUUCCAGUGUUAUGAUAUAUCACAUCACGGACUUAGUUCAAGAUGUUAGUGUUGAUACUCAUGUAUCAUUUCACUUAUAGGUCACCCACUGUAUGGAGUCGGGCUGCAAUGCCGUACUCCAAGACCCCUGUGGUCACGAGGUUUGCCGGACCCACGCUACCUGUGCGAUCCGGUACACCGAUUCGUUGGUUUGGCACCACGAGAGCUGCACGAUCUGCGAUGAUUUCGUGGAUCAGGUCUCCUCCGGGGUAAGUAAGGCUCCGGAUGCUAAACCUUGACAUAUUCACGUCAAUGACCAAUAUGAUUCGUGAUAUAUCAAUCAGCAUAUAUUUUAAGUUAAUCUUUAGUAGCCUUAAGU
Molecule: messenger RNA, 3731 nt
Organism: Macrobrachium nipponense
Lineage: Eukaryota; Metazoa; Arthropoda; Malacostraca; Decapoda; Palaemonidae
Product: piggyBac transposable element-derived protein 4-like
Source: RefSeq, a predicted model, not a curated record